GAUGAUCUCUAUGUUGCCGAAGAGAGUACUGAAGCUAUUGGAAUUUGUCGGCUUCUCAGGAGAUCGAACAUUCGGCCUGAAUCAACUCCGCCUUGGGGCCAGUAUGCAAGGAUCCCUCCGCGCUCCUCUCUGUGCUCUGUUAUUGUUGGUGUACGACUUGUAUGCCACUCAAAUGCUCGGUGAUACAGUUUCAAGUGUGGCUGCUGGAGACAUCGCGUUUGAAAAACCGGACGAAUUCCUGGAGGUAAAACAGCUCCUUGAACAUUGGCGACAAAUAUAUCCUACUAGUGCGAUCUUCCAACUUCUUGUUGGGCGAUAUCAAUCAAUUGCGGGUGACAUUGAACAGGCAAUACAAACAUAUGAAACGUCUCUACAAACUCCCGUGGACUGGACCCACUAUCGGCACAUGUGUUAUUGGGAGUUGCUGUGGUGUUACGCAUUACGUGCGCAGUGGCUAUUGGCAGUGGGCUACGCAGAGAGGCUUGCGCAAGAAAGUCAAUGGAGCCAAGCCACAUAUCGAUACAUGACUGCUUCAUUCCUUAUUCAAUACUUGGACGAUCCAGGAGCAAACUUUCAAGUCACGGACGACAAACCAGCAGCUAUGAAGUCGGUAGAGGGUCUCUACUCCAGCCGAGAACAAAUUUACCAAAAGAUUGAUAAAUUACUGAUCGACGUGCCAAAAUUGAUGCAACGCUUCGCCGGACGUUCGUUACCUCUGGAAAAGAUCGCUUUAAGAAAAUCAAAACGAUAUUUUGCACAAAACAAAAGACUCACACUGCCAGCUCUGGAACUCCUGUACAUCUGGAAUGGUUUCAAAAUGAUCCAGUGUCAGCUGGACUCCGUCAUGUCCUUCCUUAUGAUCUGCGAGAACAAAAUCAACGAACUGAUGCAGCAUAAGGAUCAAUACGAAAACCAUUACGACGAUUACUGCCUUGCUCUGUUACUCAAGGGAGUUUGCCUGCGAUGUCGGGGGCAAACCUUUCAAGCAUCCAUGUGCUUCCAAGAAAUUGUCCAACUAAAGAAAAGCAUCAAAAUUGACACCUAUCUUCUCCCGUUCUGUGAAAUGGAAUUGUGCCAAUUAUCCUUCGAUGAGGGCGAUAUGCAGCAAGCGGUAAAACAUUUGGAAAGAGCCUUUGGCUACAGGAAAUAUAGCCUAGAAUCUCGCCUUCACUUCCGAAUGCAUGAAAUGGAGAGCAAACUCGAAAUUUACCGUCGGAAGCUAGCCGGAACAUCCAAGAUAAAAAAGAUGGGAAGCGAUAACAAUAUUUUUCCACAAAACCAAUCAAAUUCGCAGGCCAGUAGUCCUGCUCAUUCCGCAGGCGGAAGCGCAAAACCGGACGAAUACGAAGACAGCGAAAGUGAUGUGGAUUCAUCAAUGCUGAAGCCCAUGUUUCCGGAAUUCGAUGAUGACGCCUUCGAGGAAAUAGACGUCAAUCUAUCAUCAGAAGGGUCAAUGGAUGCAAUCCCUUGACCGAAGCAAUUCUCAUGCGACCCCAGCCUUAUUUUUAAAAAGCAUAUCAGAG
This is a messenger RNA of Dicrocoelium dendriticum, 1523 nucleotides long. NCBI's taxonomy places the organism in Eukaryota, Metazoa, Platyhelminthes, Trematoda, Plagiorchiida, Dicrocoeliidae. The record is from the annotation of a GenBank genome assembly.